CCAAAACAAUUCCAUCCGAAAGCUAAAACACGUCCGACGGUCCCGAAAUCUUGUUUUCCCGAAGCGUUUGCCCUUGAAGCGUUAUUAAAAACACACCAACAAAUGCAGCAAUAAAAAGGCUGCUGAUGCCCCCCCCCUCCCCAUCGGAAUCGACCUCCUGUCUUGUUAGCUCCAUUGUCACUCGGUAUGAGUUGGACGGCGAGGAGUUGCGUGCUUCCCCUCCUGAUGCUGUGCAUGUGGCGGCUGCAAGAUGGCGUCCAGGCCUGCAGCUGCUAUUUCACGCAUCCACAGGAGGAGUUUUGCCAAGCGGAUGUGGUCAUGAAGGCAAAGGUGCUUGCAGGGGAGGGUCAAGUGGAUGCCGGUUUCUAUGGCGUUUACAACAACGUCAAGUAUGACAUUAAACAGAUCAAGAUGUUGAAGGGCCCUGAUGUGGAGUUUGAUGCCAUCUAUACUCCGUACAGCUCUGCAGCCUGUGGAGUGGCUCUGACCAAUGGCGUGGAGUAUCUUAUCACAGGCAGACUAGCAUCUGGCGGGUUGCUGCACGUGAGUGUCUGCAACCUGAUUAGACCAUGGUUCAAAGUGAGCGCCGCCAUGAAGAUGAACGUAGCACAGCUCUAUCAAAAGGGCUGCAAAUGCCAGAUCACCCGCUGCUACUCCUUCCCGUGCGGGGGCAGCAACCCUGCCGAGUGCUUGUGGACGAACUUUAUUAUUUCAGUGGACGGGCUCGCUUGUAUCCAGAGAAAUGAUGGAUCCUGUGCUUGGUACAAACGAGCCAACUCGGCUAUCAAGGGUUUGAUGGACAAGAAAUAUUAA
Molecule: messenger RNA, 813 nt
Organism: Doryrhamphus excisus (bluestripe pipefish)
Lineage: Eukaryota; Metazoa; Chordata; Actinopteri; Syngnathiformes; Syngnathidae
Product: metalloproteinase inhibitor 2-like
Biological process (GO): negative regulation of endopeptidase activity; response to cytokine; negative regulation of membrane protein ectodomain proteolysis
Cellular component (GO): extracellular matrix
Molecular function (GO): protease binding; metalloendopeptidase inhibitor activity
Source: RefSeq, a predicted model, not a curated record